Molecule: messenger RNA, 5226 nt
Organism: Coturnix japonica (Japanese quail)
Lineage: Eukaryota; Metazoa; Chordata; Aves; Galliformes; Phasianidae
Gene: TMEM67
Product: transmembrane protein 67
Biological process (GO): cilium assembly
Cellular component (GO): MKS complex; ciliary transition zone
Source: RefSeq, a predicted model, not a curated record
ACCGCGGUAACCCAGCUGCGCUUCCCCAUUGCAGCCCCUCACAGCCCCGCCCCGCGCCGCCCCUCGCGGCCGCCGUACGAGGCAGCGUUGGGCGGGUAGCGCUGUAUCCGCCCGUAGCCAUGGGGACCGCCGCCGCCGCCGCGCUGCUGCUGUCGCUGCUCUGGGUACCGCCGUCGGUCCGCGGCUUCUCGCUCCCCCUGCAGCGUCCCGCUGACUGCGGCGAUGAGCGCUACUUCGACAUCUCGCAGCUGUCCUGCGGGCCCUGCGGGGCGCACCAGAUGCGGAGCGCCGGCGGUAGUUCAUGUGUGUGUCUGCCAGGAUAUAGGAUGGUUUCUAAUAGCGGUGGGUCCUCUGUUAUUUGUGAAAAAUGCCCAGAUGAUAUGAGUGGGGUUACUCAAGAUGGAUGGAAUUGUAUUACUUGCCCUAAGGGCCUGACUUCUGAAGGAAAAUGUAAAUGCCUCAGUAAUGAAAUAUUAGUGGAAAGAAGUGGUGAUGGCAGUUUGCUAAAUGCAGCAUUGUGCGUAGUUUGCAAUGGGAGUCCGUCAUCGUUCUCCGCAUCAGAUGCGUUAGGGAGUAGGUGUGUAAGAUGUGAACAGACAUUCAUCAAUGUAAGCAAGUCGUGUGACUGUAUCAGCCCAAACAUUUUAAGUGGAGGUUUAUGCUUCAGUGCUCGUGAAAGCUUACCUCCAAAGGGAAUUGCAACUGUUCGAUUUGGACAGGUAGGUGUAACGCUGACAUCGGCUUGGUUUCUGAAAAACCUGCAAGCCUCAGCCUCUGCCUGCUGGUUGUACUCUAAUCUGACAGCUUGCCAAGCUCUUGGAAAUAUGUGUGUGAUGAAUAUGAACUCACUGAGUUCUUCAAGUACAGACGCCUGCAGUUUGUUUCAAUAUAUUUAUGCCAAUACAGCAAGGCUAGGCAUUGUCCAUUCAAUAGUGUACUGGAGGCAUAAUCUGCCAUGGCUGUAUUAUGGUGAUCAACCAGGAUUGGCAUCCCAAGUGCUUGAGACAAACCAUCUGCCUACAAUCUUCAGUUUUAAAGGAAGAAGUGAGGAUGUGAAACUGCAGUUUAUUGCAGCCUCGUAUGAUGCAGCAGGAAACUUCCUUAAAUGGCAGAGUUUGGAAGGAGGCCUCUUGCAGCUUUGUCCUGAUACCCAGACGAAAUUGAAUGCAGCUUACAUAUUUGGAACAACCUAUAAACAAAGUUGCAAGAUUUCCGUUGCCAAGAUUUUACUGGAUUUUACUAACCCAAUUUUUUAUGACCUGUUCAUUGAAUAUAACGGUGGCAAUAGACAGCAGUACCUUUGGGCUGUGCCGGUUUUAAAUCUGAAUCUACAGUACAGUGAGAUGUAUGUGAAUCAAGGCAGCAAUAUGAACAACUGGCUUUUGACUCGUCGCUUCUUUUUGGUGGAUACACUCAGUGGAAGAGAAAAUGACCUGGGAAAGCCACCAAGAAUAAUUCGAGUUGCUAGCAAAAUAACAAUAAGCAUUCGUCUGGCAUCCCACACUCAGAAAGGAACUAUCUACCCACCUCUCAUUACCGUUGCUUACACAGAUGUGCUUGUCCAAAACCCUGAUACCCAGAGUGUGAUGGUUUCCUUCUCAGUCCAGUAUGAGAUGAAUCAGUCGGAGGCUCAGAUUCAGACAGAUAUCGCGUUGGGCGUGUUGGGUGGGCUUGCAGUGUUAUGGUCCCUCCUCCGGACUGCAGGCUGGAAGAGGCGUUCGGGCAGUUCUGUGAUUGACUUACAGACAGUUUUCAAGUUCUUACUGUUUUAUGCUGGAGACCUUGCCAACGUUUUCUUUAUCAUCACAGUGGGCACAGGGAUUUAUUGGCUCGUGUUUUUCAAAGCUCAGCAGUUUGUCUCUGUCCUUUUGCCGCUCCCAUCUCAAGAGAAAGCUUUUGUUACAUAUAUAGCGUGUGCUUUUAGUUUGAAGGCUCUGCAAUUCUUGCAAUUAUUGGUUUCACAACUUACUGUAGAUAUUUUCUUUAUUGACUGGGAAAGACCGAAGGGCAGAGUUCUUAAAGCAGUUGAAGGUGAAGGGGAUGUAAAAAGUGCUGCCGCACCUGUGAGCAUAUGGAGAACAUAUUUUAUAGCCAAUGAAUGGAAUGAAAUUCAGACAGUGAGGAAGAUAAACCCUCUCUUUCAAGUGCUCGCGGUUCUUUUUUUUCUGGAGGUGGUGGGAUUUUCAAACCUGGCUUUAAUGGAUUCAUCCUCCAGUCUUACAAGAAGCAGUGAGAGUUACAUAGCACCAUGGAGCCGCAUUUUAAGAUUUGGUGUGUCUGCUGCACUGUGGUUAGCCAUUGCCUUCAUGCAGAUUAUAUUUUUUGCUGUGUUUUAUGAAAGAUUUGUUGAAGAUAAGUUAAGCCAAUUUGUUGAUUUGUGUUGUGUGAGCAACAUUUCGGUGUUAAUCUUGUCACACAGCUGCUUUGGUUAUUACAUCCAUGGCCGCUCAGUUCAUGGACAUGCAGACACCAACAUGGAGGAAAUGAAUAUGAACCUAAAGAGAGAAGCAGAAAACCUGUGCAGUCAGAGAGGUUUGCUACCAAACACAGACGGCCAGACAUUUCAGAUUUCCAUUUCAAGAAAAAUGAGACUGCAGUAUGACAGAAUUCAUGAAACCCUGACAAGAAGACGUGGCCCUGCUAGGUUUUUGGACUCAUCUGCAAAUACUUUUGAACAAAGCACGAGGGCGUACAACACCAUGAACAGAUUCCUGGGUUCUUUUAUUGAUCACGUUCAUAAAGAAAUGGAUUAUAUUGUCAAAGAUAAGUUGCUGCUUGAGCGGAUUCUAGGCAUGGAGUUCAUGGAACCGAUCGAGAAAAGUAUUUUCUACAAUGAUGAAGGACACUCUUUCAGUGAAGUUCUGUAUUACGGCAAUGAGACGACGCUGCUCAUCUUCGAUAUCCUGUUUUUCUCCAUUGUGGAUCUGGCUUCCCAAAGUUUCGUUUUAGCAGCUAUUCUAACGUAUUUGCAACAGGAGAUUUUUAGGUUCAUUCGUAGUACAGUUGGGCAGAAGAAUUUGGCGUCUAAAACAUUGGUGGAUGAAAGAUUUCUCAUUUAAUUAAGAAGACUGCAGACUUUGAGCACGUAAUGGAGGACGUUGUGUCCAGGACCAAAGCAUCUCAGACCUAUAGAUCAACUGCAGUGCACAGUAAUACUGGGACAGAUUAGAAACUGAUCACUUUGAUAUUUGGUAUUCAUUUUUAUUUCUGGGAUUUUUACAGAUGCUUUUGAAGUUGUGAACACUAAACUGCAGGCCUUGAAAAGGUACAUGGAAAUAAGACAGGAGGAAAUGUAAUUUUGUUAUUAUUCAAGUAAGGUUAAAAAGAAAUUAAUGGCUUUUCCUAAGACAUGGAGAGCUGACUGAGGCAGUAAAUUGAGCGUUGUGGGUUGGCACUUUGGUUGUCAACUCUUAAGUUUUCUGACAAAUCCUUUAAAUCUUUUCCUCUCCAUUCCCUUCCUCUCCGUUCUCUUCCUCUCCUUUCCCUAUUCCUUUUAUUGGUACUUUGGGCUCAGUCUUGAUCUCCUCUCACCUGAUGUGAGAUGCCCAGGCAAACAGAGCAGUAAUUCUAUGCAGUUUUGACACAAGUAAACAAGAAGCAAUCGUUCCUGUCUUUUUGAAGCAUUCAAAAAGACAGGAACGAUUCAUCAUUUUCACAAGUGCCAACAUAUGUUCAUAUACUUCUGGCUGUUUUUGAGCUUUGAUAUUGUUUCAUUUUCAUCGUUGUUUUGAAAUGUGGAGAAGAUUAUGAUUAUUUAAGGGCCAUGCAGUGAGUAUUAAGGGAGAUCACAGAUGGCCUUUGAAACACCUUGAAGUGAGGUGUCUGCCUCCCAUUUGUAUCUCUGAAAAGCCUCCAUACUUUUUUAAAGUUGACUGUUUUUUAUAACUGUUUCUUACCUUUGAAUAACAACCACAGACUUCCACCAGCAGAAACACUAGAAAAAUGUAAAUCAAGGAUAGCGCGUUUGCUCCAGUCACACCUGAAGGAUGUGUUUGGUUGCACCCAGCAGGUCUGGAACACAGACACACUUAUCUGAGCUGAAGCAGCACUGCUUUUCAGUUGUUCCUUGGCUUCACGAAGAAGAAGGGGGUGUUGUUUUGAUCCCACAUCAUAGCACAGUUUUAAACUUUCAGUGAUACAGACUUAAAUCUCCGGGUCACUGUUGCUCUGAUGCAUUUGCUUAAUAACUAUGCCUAAGUAUGGUUUGCAGACCUAAAUGGUGAUGUACCAGAGGGUUGAUGUGACUGAAGGAUGUAGAAAGUGGCUUUGGUGUGUAGGUGAGGAAGUUGACUACAGCUGAUCCUGAUGGAGGCCUUCCUGAUGCUUUCCAGCAAUGUAACUGUGCAUCACUUCAGUGACAACAGCAGCUGAGUGUUCAUAGUCAUGAAGUUAUUUCAGGGAAUGGAUCCACACUUCAGCCUCCAGAAUGUUCUGAUUUAUGACUGACUUCGGUCAGCAUAAGAAGUGUAGGAAUCAGACCCUGGUAAACCAAGGAGUGUCUGCAAACACACUGAAGGUGUGAUUGUGCCAUCUGUAGGCCCAGCCUCGUAGCUCUAAUUUAGUUAGUCCGCUAACAGCACAAGAGAAGGUACGGUUUCAUGUCAGUUCUCACUCUGUGCCCAGUUCUCAGUGCUUUUGCUCAGCUCGUACCUUCCUGUGCAAGAACUGUGCUUUCGCUUUUCUUUAGAGAUGCCUUUAACUACCCUCUGCUCAGAAGGGCACAUGAGAGCUUUAAAGGCCUUGCAGUUUGAAGGACCUACUGCUAAAGGCAACUCUUGUUACAGAUAAGUAACAAAUUAACGUGAACUUGUCCUGUCAACAGUUCAGACACUUGCCCUCCUUUUUCUCCUCAGUGUACACACUACUGUGUGUUUUAUCUUUCCAGGCCAUUGAUCUAAGAUGUUAGUGUAACUAACAUUGCUUCUUCACGUGAUGUAGGAGAUCAUUACAGGACAAAAAAGCUCCGGGAAUUCAUAGCAGCUUUUCUUCAUUCUUGCUGUGUAGCGAAUGCUUGAACUGAUUUGGCUUCCCCCCUGUCUCCUAUGGGCUCAAGACACAGCUUGUCAUUGUAUUUCCAGUUUUUUCUACUUUUUAAAUUAGUCUGCAGCUGCACGGUGUCCUUUAUGUACUGAAUGGGUUUUUAAAUGUUUUUUUAAACUUUAUAAAUGUUUUAAAGAGGAUCUCCAAACUCUGAGCAAUAAAGGAAUUUCCAAGGAUUGGACCCAA